AUGACGAUUUCGUUUCCACCCGAUAUCAACCCUAUAAAUUUAAUCGAUCGUGCUCUUGAAAAGACUCGAAGAACGGGGAAAUAUGCUCGAGUCCCUAACGCUUUUAUUGCGUAUCGUACUGUUUUCUGUAAGGAACUUCAAAAAAUAACACAUCCAACCAUUACGCAACCUCAACUUUCGUUGAUUACUAGAGAACAUUGGUCAAAAGAACCAGAAAAUGUCCGUCGAGAAUAUGAAAGAAUUGCUGCCGAAGCGAGAAAUUUAUAUACACGAAUUUGUAUUGAACAAAAACUAUUUCAAAAAUCAGAAGAAAAUCAAGACAAAAAGGAAGAAAGUUCUUAUUCCUUUUGGUCAAAGCAGCAUAGUGAAUUUGCUCAUAAUCCAAAUCCUUGGCAGAUUUCACCACAAUCUAACGAAAUUAAGUUUUCUGAAAGUAUAAAUAAUGGGCUAGAAGAGAAUUUUGUAGUCGAUGAAUCUCUCACAACCUCUAAUUUUAUAGAUACUACAUCUUUUAAUCCUCAAAGCGAAAAUAAUCAAUUUUUAAACACAGAAUUGAAUUUUUUACCCGUAUUUUCUGAUAGUAAUUUAAUAUUUUUAUCAAAUACGCUUCCCUCUACAGAAUGUUGCGAUUCAUGUAAGAAACGCACUGAAAUUUUAGAAAAGCGUAUAAGCGAUUUAGAAAAACGAUUAAAUGAUUUAGAAAUUACAAAAAAAGUAAUUUAA
This is a messenger RNA of Ambispora leptoticha, 723 nucleotides long. Lineage: Eukaryota; Fungi; Glomeromycota; Glomeromycetes; Archaeosporales; Ambisporaceae. The record is from the annotation of a GenBank genome assembly.